AUGACUGGACGCGGCGGCGGUGGUGGCCGCAAAACUCUUCUUGCGCCUAUCCAUUUUAUUUUCAGCCUGUUGCAGAAGCGCUCGACAGUCUCCAUCUGGCUUUACGAGAAUUUGCGCACGCGUAUUGAGGGCAAAAUCAGGGGCUUCGACGAAUUCAUGAAUCUAGUGAUUGAUGACGCGGUCGAGGUACAACUGGCUACAAGAGAUACCCCAGAGAAGAGAAGGCAGCUUGGACAAAUUCUAUUAAAGGGCGAUAAUGUCUCAUUGAUCCAGUCUCUGGACUAG
Fonsecaea pedrosoi CBS 271.37 is the source of this 285-nucleotide messenger RNA. RefSeq lists its product as uncharacterized. The record is from RefSeq and is a predicted model, not a curated record. Gene Ontology annotation, molecular function: RNA binding. The transcript has 3 exons. Gene Ontology annotation, cellular component: U4 snRNP; precatalytic spliceosome; U5 snRNP. NCBI's taxonomy places the organism in Eukaryota, Fungi, Ascomycota, Eurotiomycetes, Chaetothyriales, Herpotrichiellaceae. Gene Ontology annotation, biological process: spliceosomal snRNP assembly; mRNA splicing, via spliceosome. Bases 1 to 285 code for a protein of 94 amino acids.